AGAAACAAAAGAAAAAAGAAAACGACCAAGAGUGGAGCUAAAACUACACUGCGUCAACAGCAUUGCCUCUACCUGUGCCUGGCCGUGGCGGCCCACAUUAUCCGAACUGCAGCUCAUUGGUAGCGCCAAGUAGCUGGUGUAGAUCGACAAUUCGACGUAGGAGAAGAUCGAGAUGCAGGCAUCGCCAGCAGCAGCAGCAGUAGUUAGAGCUCCGGCUUGCGCGACAAUGCGCUCUCAUGGCGUCAGGGUCCUGAGGUCCCACGCCUACGACUGGCUGGCGCUGCUCCUCCUGGUCGCCGUCGAAGUCCUCCUCAAUGCCAUCGAGCCGUUCCACCGCUUCGUCGGCGCCGGCAUGAUGGCUGACCUCAGAUACCCCAUGAAGAGCAACACCGUCCCGGUCUGGGCCGUGCCGGUCAUUGCAGUCAUGGCACCUAUGAUUAUCUUCACCGUCGUCUACUUCCAGAGGAGGAACGUGUACGAUCUGCACCAUGCUAUACUUGGCAUUCUGUUUUCUGUGCUCAUCACGGGCGUCCUGACCGACGCGAUCAAGGACGCCGUCGGCCGCCCGCGCCCUGACUUCUUCUGGCGCUGCUUCCCCGAUGGAAUCGCUGUGUACGACAACGUCACCACAGGAGUCAUAUGCAACGGGAUCGCAAGCGUGAUCAAAGAAGGCCACAAGAGCUUCCCAAGUGGCCACACUUCAUGGUCCUUUGCCGGGCUGGGAUUCCUAUCGUGGUACCUCGCCGGGAAGAUCACCAUCUUCGACCGCCGGGGGCAUGUCGCCAAGCUGUGCAUCGUCAUCUUGCCUCUACUGGUCGCGGUGAUGGUCGCUGUAUCACGGGUUGAUGACUACUGGCACCAUUGGACGGAUGUGUGCACGGGCGGCAUCCUCGGAACGGUGGUCGCCUCUGUUUGCUACCUGCAGUUCUUUCCACCACCCUCUGAUGAGAAAGGCAGGCUUUUCCUCUCAGUUCAGUGCAUGCCUGCAAUUACAUGGAUCCAUGACAAGUGUUCUAAAUUUGUGUUGAGAAAUACCAUAUCUAAGAUCUCCAAUGGAAACAAGUUUCCCUCGCGGGCCUUCCUGCUAACAUACAACACCACAAAAACGGGUGAAUCAUGCGGGUUCUGGCCUCACGCGCACUUCAGGCACAUCACCGAGAGCCAAGACGCGAACAGAACGCAGUGUGCUACCGAAAUGAGUAACACCGACUCCAGACCCCUGACCGACUCAACAGCAAUUGUUGUUUGGAGCGAAACUGUAGAUAAGGCUGUUCCACUUGGAUACUGCACUGAACUGCUCGCUGGGAGAACUCGUAUAUGCAGCUGGAGCGAUGUAGACUGUGGCCCGUGGAAGAUAUUUUUGACUACCUGA
This is a messenger RNA of Lolium rigidum, 1372 nucleotides long. Its product is annotated as lipid phosphate phosphatase 2-like. Gene Ontology annotation, biological process: phospholipid metabolic process. Gene Ontology annotation, molecular function: phosphatidate phosphatase activity. The record is from RefSeq and is a predicted model, not a curated record. The transcript has 9 exons. The coding region runs from base 173 to 1372 and encodes 399 amino acids. Lineage: Eukaryota; Viridiplantae; Streptophyta; Magnoliopsida; Poales; Poaceae.